Molecule: messenger RNA, 1884 nt
Organism: Moneuplotes crassus
Lineage: Eukaryota; Ciliophora; Spirotrichea; Euplotida; Euplotidae
Source: the annotation of a GenBank genome assembly
AUAAGUUAUUAAGCUAUGAGCGAUAAAAUAGAUAAUUCCUCAAGCCACAGCAACCAUUUGAGUGGUAAGAAGAGGAAAGCCUCUGAUGGCAAUGGGUCUAAUGGGUAUAAGAAGAGGAAAAUUUCGAAUGAAGAUGAGGAAGAAUCCAUUAUCACAAACACAAAAGAUUCCAUAAAGAUGUCUGGAAGAUAUAAUUAUGAAGAAGAUGAUGAAGACAGCAAUAUCAAAUGGAAGACCCUUGAACAUCACGGAGUGAGAUUUCCUCCCUUCUACACUCCUCAUGGGGUAGCUCCUUUGCAUAAAGGGAAGCCACUGAUACUGAACCCUGUUCAAGAGGAGAUAGCAACAUUUUGGGCUCAAGCUCUAGGCACAGAUUUUACCGAAAAGGAGACAGUCAGAAAUAAUUUUGAAGAAGAGUUCCUAGCUGUUCUUGACAAAGAAAUGGGAGUCAAGAGCCUCAACAAUAUCGACUUCGAUCCUAUAGUUAAGCAUAUUGAGAAAACUAGAGAGGAAAGAAAUAAUAGGCCAAGAGAAGAGAAAAAGAGGGAAAGAGAAGAAAAUGCUAAACUUGAUGCUCACUUUAGAUAUUGAAUCAUUGAUGGUGAAAAAGAAAGAGUUAAUACUGUCAUGGUUGAACCUCCUGGUAUUUUUAGAGGAAGAGGAGAGCAUCCUCAUGCUGGAAAGCUUAAGUCCCGGAUUUUACCUGAAAAUGUCACAGUCAAUGUUGGCCUUGAUAAUAUGAUCCCAAAAUGUGAUGUACCUGGGCAUGCUUGGAAGGCAGUUGUGAAUAAUCCUGAAGCUACCUGGCUUGGACAAUUUAAAGAUGAAGGUAGAGAGAAAGCUGGAACCAAAUAUCUUUUCUUGGCACCUGAUUCUAAAAUCAAAUCGAAGAAUGACAUUAUGAAAUAUGGAAAAGCUAAGAAGCUCAAAGAAAACAUUGAGAAAAUUAGAGCUGAUUAUAUGCGAAGAAUGGCUAGCAAGAGCAUGCAAGAAGCCCAGCUUGGAACUGCAACAUAUCUAAUUGAUAAACUUGCUCUCAGAGUUGGAAAUGAAAAGAGUGAAGAUGAGGCUGAUACAGUUGGAUGCUGCAGUCUCAGAGUAGAGCAUAUUACAAUUGAAAAGGACAAUAAAAUAACACUCGAUUUCUUAGGUAAAGAUUCUAUGAGGUUUCAUCAAACCAUUGAAGUCCACCCACUAGCUCAUAAAGCAAUUGAAAGAUUCGUUAAAGAUAAAAAGCCUGAGGAGGAUCUAUUCCAUCUGAUAAAUGCUUCAAGACUAAAUGAAUAUCUAAAGGAAUUAAUGCCACAGUUAUCAGCAAAGGUAUUCAGAACAUACAACGCAUCAAUUACCCUCCAGAAUGAACUGUCCAAGUACGAAGAGAAGCCUAGAGAUGACGUUGAUAAGAAGGUAAAAUUCUAUAAGAACGCAAACAGAGAAGUGGCUAUCUUAUGUAACCAUCAAAAAGCAGUCCCCAAGAACUUUGAUGAACAGCUUAAGAGACUUGAAGAUAAACUAAAGGAGAAGAAAAAGAAACUCAAAGAGCUUCAAACUCAUAAAAAAAAUUUAGCUAAGGAUAGUAGUAUUUCGAAACCUAAGAUGCCAAAGACUGCUAAUGCUUGAGAUACUGCCAUCAAGAAGGCUAAGAAAGCAAUGGAGACCGAAGAAUAUAAGGUAUCUGAGAAGAUAGAAAAUAAGAAUAUUGCUCUAUCAACCUCCAAGAUUAACUACAUGGAUCCCAGAAUUUCAGUGACGUGGUGCAAGAACAAUGAAGUCCCUAUCGAAAAGGUCUUCGAAAAGACUCUUAGAAUGAAGUUUGCAUGGGUAAUGUCAGAAGAUCUCGAAUGGAAGUUCUAGACUAAUCUUCAACAUAAGAUUCCAUACAGG